GUGACGUGGUGACCUCUCCGCCACUCACCAGAGAGUAUUCCACAAUCCAACGUCCCACAAACUACGAGCGCGAAUUCAUACCGGAUUCUUUGUCACGAGUGGGCUAUAUUUGAAGCCCAUUGCCCCUGAAAGGAAAUUGAGAGCUGAAGAUGCCAGUAAUGACUACAAGCAUCAAUGACACGGUUCUUAAAGAUGUCGUUGCCUUUGUGGAUGUGUGGUCAUCCGACAAGAGAGCCAACUGUUCGAAACCUUUUAUUCAGCAGCUGCAGGAAAUGGGAGCUCAGGUAUCAAAAACAUUCAAUAAACAAGUCACGCAUGUGGUCUUUAACAAUGGUCACGCUGCCACAUGGAAGAAAGCCAAAAAGAAUCAUGUGAAGCUCGUCUCUGUUUUGUGGAUAGGAAGAUGUCACGACGACGGCGUGCUGGUAGAUGAAGAAUUGUAUCCUGCCCUAAAUGAUGAAAGCAAUCUGGUAUUAUGGAACAAGAAACAUCGUUGCAUGCUGCCCAGAGACUGUCCAGUGAGAACGGCAGAAAAUGACAGACGCAUGAAAAAGAAGUUAGAUAAACUGAUGAAAGACAUCAUCCCCAAGAAAACAAUGGUCCCAGAUGAUUCACCUAUUAUUAUUGAUGAAGACAGUGGAACUUUGUAUAGCCCGUCGUUUAAAAGAGCUGAAUACAUGGCAGAGCGCUUGAAACGCAUGAAAGAGCAGCAUGAAAAUAUCUCACCCACAGCCUCACAAAUGUCUUCAUCAUCACAAGUGGAGCCUCCACUGGGGAACUCACCGACUGUCUUCAGAUUUUUUUGUGAAAAUUCGGAUGAGGACUCUAGUGCAUCUGUUCCGGAGCUUGGUUACUCCCCUAACGAGAGUCAAGUAUGUAACACGAUGGAGCAAAACAAGCUGGACAAACCCUUCAGCAAGGACCUGGAAAAGCCUUGGCUCUCACCCUGCCGUGACAUUUUAGAACGCCCGUCCAUUAGUCCUUUGAAAAUGGUUGAAUUGACAUUGGAUGAGGAAGAAGGGAAUACACCAGGAAUGCAAAGGACAGCCUCAGUAACAGAAUCACCAAUCCAGAAAUCUAAAUCUGAGGAAGAGGAAACACCAGAAAAGCAAAGGACAGCCUCAGUAACACAACCACCAAUAGAGAAGCCUACAUUAGCAGGAGUAGUCUCCCAGAUGCCUUCCUGCAGUUCUCAUGUGGUGGACUUACUGGGUGACGCGCUAUUUAACGACCAAUCUAAACUAUCAAGCAAGCCAACACAAAGCAGACGUUCUCUUUCUGCACUUGCACACUCUUUUAGUUCAUCCAGCAAAUCUCACAAUCUUACCUUGAAUUCCCCUGAUGGAGAGGAUGAUGUGUUUGAUGACUUCUUCUCUUCAGCCAGUCACCACAAAAAGUUAUUUUUGCCCGUUUUGCCUGACCUGACAGAUAUUAACAUCUACUCUGAGUUGAACUAUGUUCCAAAGAAAGGAAAACAAAGGAGUUGGAAAAGUGCUGCUACAGAAACAAAGAGCUCAAAGAAGAGGAAAGUAGAGAGCAUUGAACACUGUUGCAGGCCGCAGUCUGUUGUUAAUGUCUGUCCACAAAAUAAUGUCAAAGAGAAUCUGCCUGCUUUCGAUCAUUCAAGUGGGACCCAAACACUGGCUUCCAAACGCGUAAGGCAAAGCACUUUACCAUUUGUAGGCAUCAGUGAAGACGCAUCAAGGCUUCCCAGAAAAUCUCUCUCGCUUCAUCCAACAAAGCCAACAGAGACGGUGUCAACCUUGGAGCUGGAAAAGAACUCUCGUCUUUGUCAUUUGUCUGACGGUUUUCAAAGAGGAGGAAGCGAAAGUACUGCUCCAGCUGCUUCAACAGAUGAAAACCACGAGAAGCCCAAUAAGCACGCCUGCUCUUUUUUUCCGAACAUCAGCAAAGCAAAGGCGGCAAGAACCCUGGUAAUGACGAGCAUGCCCACUGAGAAACAAAACAUAGUCGCUCAGGUUGUGAAGACAUUGGGUGGAUUUUCUAUCGCUGAUCGAGUUUGCCAAAGUACAACUCAUGUGAUUUCGGGGGAACACCGCCGAACUUUGAAUGUUUUGCUGGGCAUUGCUCGUGGCUGCUGGAUCCUCUCAUUUGAAUGGAUUCUGACAUGCUUGGAGCAAAGGCAAUGGAUUCCAGAGGAACCGUAUGAACUUUCCGAGCUGUUUCCGGCAGCACAGAUCUGCCGUCUUCAGAGGCAUCUAUCUUCCGGGGACCAUCACCAGCAGGACCUGUUCCAGGACCAACCGCCCAUGUUUGUGUCUCAGCAUUCCCAGCCGCCUGCUCCUAGUAUGGUAGAGCUGAUCCAGCUGUGCGGGGGGACAAUCUGCAAAACUGUACGUCAGGCCGGAAUUUGCAUAGGGAGGUACAACGGCAGAAGACCCGUGGGAUGUAGGAUCCUGUCUGAGCAGUGGGUGCUUGACAGCGUCACUCAUUUGAAACAGCUUUCAUAUGAUAAUUACAACUUGGCUUGAAAACUGCUCAUUAUGUUGCUGAAGAUGCUGUAUUUUCUCAAGUAGAUGGCUGCUUCGUUCCAAGUGCAUCAUCCUUUAUGGACAGAUCACCUAGCGAAAAUGUUUUGCCAUUAUGAAAACAAAGGUAGUAAGUGGAUUUUAUUGUAGUUUUUUUAUGCUAGACACUGACUUUAAUUAACUGCCUUACUUGGAUCGGGUGAACUUGAAAACCUCAUUGUUGCCGAAAGAAAUCUCAAGACAUUUUCCUAACCAAAACAGCUGCGCUUAGUGAUGCAUAUAUAGAUGGUCUCUGAAAGAAAUCGAAGUGUGUUGUCGCAUCUUGCAAAUGACUUUCCUGGACAGUUUUACAGAAGUUCUUUUAUUAUUAAGCAGAGAAGGUCUUCAGUAUUAAUUAGGGUUGCCGACUCGCCGUAGGCUCUGGUGUGAUGGUUUUAUAUUGAUCUGUACAUCCGUUUCUGUUCCAGGGAACGACAAAACUUAUUUGUUCAACACAAUCUGCUUCAGCUCUUGUAGCAGGUAAUACGACUGUCUUAAUCGAUUUUACCUUUGAGUUGUAUAUGUAUAUGGCAACGUACAAAUAGACAUGGUACCACUUCACUUAUUUUAAUGUCAAUAUAUUUUUAUGACCUUUUCCCACAUCAGUUAUUUUAAUCAUUUAAGCCACAAGCCCAUAUUGUUGUACAGUCAUUUAAGAUGGAAUUAAUUUUUUUGUUCAAUUUCAUAACCUGUGAAUGAGCCAGGGUCUCUGAUUCAACUUCAAAUACCUUCUGAGUUCUUUGUCACUUUUCAUAUUAGUUCACACUGUUUUCCUAUCUCCUGUCACAAGGGAAAAUGAAACAACUUAAUCAAAAUGUCUGUUUUUUUGUGAUUUUAAAAGAAGUCUGAAAGUAGUGCAAUCUCUGAAUGAUGAAUGACUAAUUAUGCCACAAAUGAAGUAUACCAGCCUGUCAGUUUGAAAAAUGAGCUUGGUGUAAAUUGAGCAAAGCAUUACAUCAAUAUGAAGGUGAAGAUAGGUGUAUUUUUGUUUUCACUCCCAGCCAUCUAAUUGAUAGACAGCACUCACCUGUAAAAUAGUUUCCUUGUUUGAUUUUAUCGCACAGAUUAGCUUUUCUUUUCUUUUAUAAAUUAUCAAAUUGAAUGGAUGAAGACAAAAUACAAUAGUGCAGUAUCGAAUAACAUCACCGUUAUAUUCGGCAUUGUGGAGACUGAUGUGAUUCGUUGUAAUAAAGACUUUUUAAAUUA
Messenger RNA from Syngnathus typhle (broad-nosed pipefish), 3734 nucleotides. It is a transcript of the gene mcph1, whose product is annotated as microcephalin 1. The record is from RefSeq and is a predicted model, not a curated record. Gene Ontology annotation, biological process: mitotic cell cycle. Lineage: Eukaryota; Metazoa; Chordata; Actinopteri; Syngnathiformes; Syngnathidae. The transcript has 15 exons. Bases 150 to 2492 code for a protein of 780 amino acids.